AUGCUUGUUCAUGAAAUGUUUUUCUGCUCUGCUGUGUUAUUACUUGCUUACUUUUACUUACAUGUUGACUUGAGUCUUGACAUUGAUUGGACUUUACUGACGAGUAGGAAAGUUUUUGAAGCUGGAAAUACUAUAAUGGGGUUUUUAUUAGGAAAACAUCUGGAAAUUUCCCUACAGGUCCUUGAUCAGAAUGUAAAUGAAUCUGAAAUGAGAAAAAGAGAGCAACUAAGUGGUCCAGAAGAAGAAGCCACGGGUAAAGUUGAAAAUACAGAAUCUAUGAAUCAGAAGCACUUGGACCUAGCAGCUUUUACUCCUGUGUCGCCGAUACCAAGUUUAGUUGGAGAAACAGCAGCACUUAAAAGGAAUGAAAUUUUGGGAUACCUGAUGAAUAAUGAGGUUCAAAAGAUCGGAAUUUAUGGAAUGCCAGGAGUUGGGAAAACAAGUGUCAUCAAGCUUGUCAACAAUGAACUCUUAAAAGACACAAACCAGUUUAAUAUUGUUGUAUGGAUCACUGUAUCAAGGAAAUGUGGUGUUAUUGAACUACAGAAUAAGAUUGCACAGGCAAUUAGUGCUGUUAUUUCAGAAGAUGAAGAUGAAACAAUAAGAGAAGGGAUGUUACCUGAAAUACUGGCUCAAAAGGGAAGGUAUGUGUUAAUCUUAGAUGAUGUGUUGGACAAUUUUUCUCUAGAGGAAGUUGUAAUUCCUGAGCCUACUGCAAGUAAUGGGAGUAAAUUAGUUCUAACAUCCCGAUCAUUGGAUGUAUGUCGACGCAUGGAUUGUCAAGUAAUAAAAAUGGAACCGCUUCCUGGAGCAGAAGCGUGGACAUUGUUCUUGGACAAGGUUGGUCAAAAUCUAACGUGGCAGUGCAGGAGAUAUGAAUGGUGUUAG
Durio zibethinus is the source of this 888-nucleotide messenger RNA. NCBI's taxonomy places the organism in Eukaryota, Viridiplantae, Streptophyta, Magnoliopsida, Malvales, Malvaceae. The record is from RefSeq and is a predicted model, not a curated record.